Quercus lobata is the source of this 1133-nucleotide messenger RNA. RefSeq names its product TMV resistance protein N-like. NCBI's taxonomy places the organism in Eukaryota, Viridiplantae, Streptophyta, Magnoliopsida, Fagales, Fagaceae. The record is from RefSeq and is a predicted model, not a curated record. Bases 399 to 1133 code for a protein of 244 amino acids. Gene Ontology annotation, biological process: signal transduction. The transcript has 5 exons.
UGAAAAAAAAAGGAAAUUUAAACAGCUUCAUAUUCAUAGCUGGCUACCGUGAAACUACUCUGUUUCUAAAAAAGAAGAAGUAAUGGGAAAAGGCAACUGAGACUGGGAAAAGGCAUUUGACUGAAAACAGGGGAUGUGAAAUUGUGAACACAAACACACGGAGAAAGAAAGAACAGAGUACAAUCCUUUAUUAAACAGCCUAUAAAUAUCAAUUGGAUCCGGCUUUGUUUCAAGUGGGUUUCGAGCAUUACAAUCACAGUUGGUCUUCUCUAAUUUCAAUUUCCAAAUAUAUACAAAAGAAAAAAAGAAAAAGAAAAACAGGAGUCGUUGGAUUGUCUGAAACCGGAGUGUUUUCAGGAGGUUUUGGAGACCAUCGCUGCUGUAAUUCCUUCUCACAAAUGGCUACAAUGAAGUGUAAAAGAGAGUCUUUGUCGUCACCAUCUUCUUCUUCAACACGUCAAUGGAAAUACGAUGUAUUUCUUAGUUUCAGGGGUGAGGAUACCCGUAAUAAUUUUACUGACCAUCUAUAUGUUGCUUUGCAACGAAAGGACAUUUUAACAUUUAGGGAUGAAAAACUUGAGAAAGGAAAAUCUAUUUCUGAGCUCUUCAAAACAAUAGAAAAAUCACAAAUUGCUAUAAUCAUUCUCUCAAAAAACUAUGCAUCUUCUACGUGGUGCUUGGAUGAGCUUGCCAAGAUUGUCAAAUGCAGGGAAGAAAUGGGAUUGAUAGUUUUGCCGAUUUUUUAUGAUGUUGACCCGACUGAUGUACGGAAUCAAACAGGAACUUUUGAACAAGCCUUUACUGAUCACCAGGAACGCUUUAAAGAUAACACAAAGAAGGUGGAAACAUGGAGAGCUACUUUAAGAAAAGUGGCUGAUAUCUCUGGUUGGCAUUUACAAAACAGGCGUGAGGCAGAAUUUAUCCAAGACAUUGUGAAUGAGAUAAUGGAGAAAUUGAGUUCAAAAUCCUCAAGCUCAUUUGCUGGUGAUGAUGAUGAUGAUGAUGAUGGUGAUGUAUAUGUAGAUGAUGAUGAUGAUGAUGAUGCUUCAUAUGAUGAUGAUGAUGAUGAUGCAUAUGCAGAUGAUGAUGUAUAUGUAGAUGAUGAUGCAUAUGCAGAAGAUGAUGAUUAUUGA